Messenger RNA from Liolophura sinensis, 1218 nucleotides. RefSeq names its product piggyBac transposable element-derived protein 3-like. The coding region runs from base 1 to 1218 and encodes 405 amino acids. The transcript has a single exon. NCBI's taxonomy places the organism in Eukaryota, Metazoa, Mollusca, Polyplacophora, Chitonida, Chitonidae. The record is from RefSeq and is a predicted model, not a curated record.
AUGAGCAGGAACAGAUUUUAUAAGAUAGCGGCCUAUCUUCAUUUUGUGGACAAUGAGGCCGUUACAGAAGACCAGAGGAAACAGGACCGCGUGUGGAAACUCCGACCGUGGCUGACAUCACUCCGUGAUAAUUUCGGAACUGUUAGCUCUAGUGAAGAACACCAGUGUAUUGACGAAAUUAUGGUAGCAUUCAAAGGACGUUCUGCGCUAAAGCAGUACAUGCAAAAAAAGCCGAAAAAGUGGGGGUUUAAGUUGUGGGCUCGUUGUAGUUCCUCUGAGUUCUGUCACGACUUUGCAGUCUAUCAAGGGAAAGGCACGGGGAUGGACGAACAGUAUGCGCCUAAUUGUGGUCUUGGUGGGAAUGUCGUUUUGCAGCUUUGUGAAUCAUUGCUUCGUAAUCACCAAUACAAAAUUUUCAGUGACAACUACUUCACAAACUUCGAAAUGGUGGUCCAGAUUACAAAACGCAACUAUGGACAGUUCCUUGGAACAAUUCAGACUAAUCGUUGUCAUAAAGCACCCCUCAAGACUGAGAAACAAUUAGCACUUACUGGUAGAGGUUCAAUGGAUAGCGUUUAUGAGAAGGACAGGAAUCUGGUAGUUGUUAGGUGGAAUGAUAAUAAAUCAGUCACUCUGUUGAGCACAUACAUUGGUACUGAACCUAUUGAUACAGUGAAGCGAUAUGAUAAGGCCCAGAAGAAGCAUAUUGAGGUGGAGAGACCAGCCGUAGUGAAAAUGUAUAAUUCUAAUAUGGGAGGUGUAGAUCUACUCGAUAUGAUGUGUACGCUGUACAAAAGACAGCUCAAAAGCAAGCGUUGGUAUCUCUACAUCUUCUAUCACACGCUCACAAUCUGUAUGGUAAAUGCUUGGUUUUUGUGUCGGCGUGAUUGCAAGCUCACUGGCACUAACGUCAAACUUGCACUGAAGAAAUUUCAAGCAACAGCAGCUGAUGCACUUAUUAAGAAAGGCAAGCCGAAUCGUGGGCGACCAUCGGCUACAUUCUUGACAUCACCUCCAGCAAAGAAACAGAAGGUAACGCCAGCACCCGUUGCCGAUGUGAGGUACGACCUUGUUGAUCACUGGCCAGUACAACCAGGAAAGCGCAACCGUUGUAGAUUCUGUCCUGCUGGAUUUUCCUGGUGGCAGUGCUCCAAAUGCAAAGUUCAUCUGUGUAUUUGCCCUGAUCGCAACUGUUUUUUCGCUUACCACCAUAAGUAA